Paramecium octaurelia is the source of this 624-nucleotide messenger RNA. NCBI's taxonomy places the organism in Eukaryota, Ciliophora, Oligohymenophorea, Peniculida, Parameciidae. The record is from the annotation of a GenBank genome assembly.
AUGUUUGUACCCUACCAUUCUCCCAACAGAACCUUCUCUCCUGCCACCUCCUGUCUGCACACUCAAGGCUCUCCCAAUUCGCCACUCUUGUAUGAUCGAUAUUCGUCUCAACACCGACCGGACUCUAAUGUUUAUUGUAAGCCCAUAAAUUUUAUCGUCCUAGUUAAAUCCAACGAACCUGCUCAUAGUUCUUGCUUCCCUGAACAAUCCAACAUAGUUCGACAAAGGAGUCAUUUUUCGAAAGCAAACCAAAGUCCUAAGAAAGCACAAGACAUCUCACACAAAAUCGACUAUCUUGAUGGCUCAACGUACUAUGGCGAAACCAAGAAUUAAAUGAGACAUGGCAAAGGUACACUCUACAGUUCUGAAAACCAUUUAAUUUAUAUCGGAGAAUGGAAAGAAGAUAAGUAUCAUGGCUUAGGAAUUUUGAACAAAGGGAAUAUCAGAUACAAAGGUUAUUUCGAAGAUGGCUUGGUAAGUGGAGAAGCCAUUGAAGAAACCAAAACUUUUAAAUUCUAUGGUUUCUUUAAAAAAGGCAAGCGAAAUGGUCCAGGUUCUCUACUAAGUAGAAAUCAUCUCACACAAGGCAUUUGGAAGGAUAACCUCCUUUAAGAACUGUGUUGA